AGAGCAGCACUCAGCACCGGGCUCCGCAUUCCCCCCUCCGCCUCCAGCAGCAGCAGCAGCCCCCGGCCGGGCUGAGGCUUCCCCCGAAGCCCAUGCGCCGGCCGCCUUACCCCCCUCUCCCCCCCCCCAGCAGCAGCAGCAGCAGCCGGCGGCGUGAGGGAGAUGGAGUUCCUGAUGGCCGGAGUGGCCGCCUGCGGAGCCUGUGUGUUCACCAACCCGCUGGAGGUGGUGAAGACGCGGAUGCAGCUGCAGGGCGAGCUGCGGCCCCGGGGCUCCUACCCCCGGCACUACCGCAACGUCUUCCACGCCACCUACACCAUCUGCAGGGCGGACGGCUGGCCAGCCCUGCAGAGGGGGCUCCUGCCCGCCCUGCUCUACCAGUUCUGCAUGAAUGGCAUCCGCCUGGGCACCUACUCGGUGAUCGAGGACGCUGGGUACACCUCCACCCAGGAUGGCAGGAUCAGCGGCACCAGGUGCACCCUGUCAGGGGCACUGGCUGGAGUGGCCGGGGCGUUUCUGUCCAGUCCCAUCUACCUGGUGAAGACACAUCUUCAGACACAAUCUACCUCUACUAUAGCUGUUGGUCACCAGUAUAAACAUGAGGGGAUGUUCCACGCACUGAUGACCAUUUACCGCAAGCAUGGCGUCACUGGACUGUGGCGUGGGUCAAGUUCAGCGGUGCCCAGGGUGAUAGUUGGCUCUUCCUCCCAGCUCUCCACAUUCUCCACCGUGAAACAGUUUACCAAUGACCUACAGGUCUUUCAGCCGGGAAGCUGGCUGGUAUCACUGACAGCGGGGAUGGUCAGCAGCAUCUUUGUUGUCCUUGCCAUGACACCCUUCGAUGUAGUUAGUACCAGACUCUACAACCAACCAGUGGACCGGAAAGGGAAGGGUGUGAUCUACAGAGGAUACCUGGACUGCUUUGCAAGAACCGUAAGGAAAGAGGGUCUGUACGGCCUGUACAAGGGCACUGGGGCCUCCUACUUCCGACUAGGCCCGCACACCAUCCUCAGCCUCUUCCUCUGGGAAGAAAUGCGCAAGUAUUACUGGAAGGAGAAGCGCGCCACACAGAGGCAGGCCCCUGGCCAGCUGUAGCUGCAGGGUGCAGCGUCUCUGUGCUCAGAGUGCCAUUUUGUCUCUCUCCCUUUCUCCGGACCAUCCAAGGCCUACUUACUCACCAGAUGUGGCAAGGGGGAGGCUGGAGGAUGGCCAGUGAGCGAUGGUGACCCUGGACAGAUGAGCGAAUGGAAACCUGGGAACGAACCCAGUGGACGUUUCCUCAGAAUGAAAUAUGAACUGAUCCUUUAAAAAGUGUGAGGUGUCUUUGUCGUGAGGCAGGAGUGAA
Molecule: messenger RNA, 1345 nt
Organism: Hemiscyllium ocellatum (epaulette shark)
Lineage: Eukaryota; Metazoa; Chordata; Chondrichthyes; Orectolobiformes; Hemiscylliidae
Gene: slc25a35
Product: solute carrier family 25 member 35
Exons: 5
Coding region: 163-1095 (310 amino acids)
Source: RefSeq, a predicted model, not a curated record